Messenger RNA from Aspergillus wentii DTO 134E9, 6155 nucleotides. RefSeq names its product putative NF-X1 finger and helicase domain protein. Gene Ontology annotation, cellular component: nucleus; nuclear RNA-directed RNA polymerase complex. Gene Ontology annotation, molecular function: zinc ion binding; helicase activity. Lineage: Eukaryota; Fungi; Ascomycota; Eurotiomycetes; Eurotiales; Aspergillaceae. Bases 98 to 5815 code for a protein of 1905 amino acids. The transcript is spliced from 2 exons. Gene Ontology annotation, biological process: regulatory ncRNA-mediated heterochromatin formation. The record is from RefSeq and is a predicted model, not a curated record.
GUUCCAGUGUCUUCGCCAUACCUAAGCUCUAACCAGGGUCGACGAUUCAGGGUAUCUGAGAUCGCAUAACCAUCCACUGUUGGAUAGAAGUGCAAUAAUGGAUCGCAGGAGGCACUUUUCGAUGACAGGGACUUGCAAAUUCAGGCCUUGCAAGUUCCGGCACGACCAGAGCAACCAGAAUCGAGGCAAUAGCAGGACCAGCUGCCGCGAGCCCCAGGGGCUGUCGAACUCAGAACGCGAUUUUCGUGAGUGGAGGAAUAAUAUACCUCUCGAUAUGGGGAACACACGCCCUCUUGGCGGGAGACUUGGGUACUUCUUCCAGGAGGCUCGUCGACUUAUCGAGGUAGACGUCGGCGUUCUCCAGGAUGUCAUUCAGAGUUUUGCCCGUGAAGGGGGUCUGCGCUGUAUCUGCGAGAUGGUCGAGCAGAGAUUUGAAAGCAUGCCUUCUCCCAGGAAGGAGAACGUUUUCAAAAACCAGAUUCUGCCCUUCUUUGAAACACUCACCCAUCCAAAUGUCCUCUUGUCGUUGGUUUUGGAGCAGUCAGUCGGUACAAUCUACAAUUUCUUAUUCGGUGUUGGAGGAGCCAGAGCUGCACACCUCUUGGAAUAUGUCUGUGAUGUUUUGACCAACAGCGGGAAAAGCGAACAGGAUGUCUCAUGGUAUGAAGUAUCUUCGCUCGUCUUCUCCCGAAUCGUGGAUUUGAACUCUACAGCAUCCGUCCAGGAACCGUUAAAGGUCCAGGCAAAACGAUUUGAGAAUAUCUUUAUCACCAUGAACACGAAUGGCCUGGACAAGCUGCUUUACAACUCCCGCGCUCACUUAGAACGCCUCUUACGUCGGUUGGAAAUCGGCUGCUCUUUACCAGCUGCUUCACCUGCGAGGAAGAAUGAAGGCCAAAAGUCUGCCCUUUCAUUCACUAUCCACCAUGAGCCCCCUGGUGGUCGUCACAACAACGAUCAUGCGGACAUCUGUCAGAUCAGAGUGAUGCCUAGCUACCAAGAAAUCAUGAGCACGCGAACCGAGUAUCUUCCAGUCAAUGAUCCCACGCAGUGGCACGUCGAUGGCCUUGAUGGGCUGCUGGACAGAAACUUUCGUCUCCUGCGAGAAGAUACGGUUGGUCAACUUCGAGAUGCCAUCCACCAUGAGAUCAGAAGGGCCCGCGAACAGUUGCCUCACCAGCGUAUGAAUAUCUAUCGGGAUGCCAGAGUUGUUAAGGUUGGGUUUGAAUGGAUGUCGGGUUUAUACUUUGGAAUUGGCUUUCCACAGCCCAGGAAUCUCAAGGAAAUGUCGCUCGGACAACGCGAGAACUGGUGGCAGGCGUCGAAGCGCCUACAGCCAGGAGCUGUCGUCUGUCUCGUAUUCAAGAAAAACAUUGUCCUUUUCUGCACGGUCACUGAGCCCCAAGGACGGGUGCCUCGAAAAGGGGAAGAGGGGAACAGACCCAGGAAGGAUGAUAAGCUGGAGUCUGGAUCUCUUUGGAAAGCUAAGAACACGGCAUCAGUCAUGUUGCAACUCGUCGAUUCCAGAGGCAAUAACGUCCAAUCCAUUCUGAGCCAUUACACUUCAAAGACGCUUGGUUUCACUCUUGUCGAGUUUCCCGGCGUUCUCCUUCCUGCCUUUGAGCCGACACUUCGAGCCCUUCAGUUGAUGAAAAAAAACGGAGCCUUGCCUUUCCCGGACCUUCUAGUCCCUUCCUCAUCUGAUGCGACUGGACUGGUGAAGAUUCCUCCACCCAACUACGCAGUGAAACCUGGGUUUGCUUUUAACCUCCGCUGUUUGAUGCGAAAUGAUGCCGAUCUUUAUGUUCGACAUGACCAACCUGUUGACAUAAGAAGACUACAAGAUAACUCGAGUCUUGACGAUGCGCAGGCAGAGGCUUUAGUUACUAGUCUCCAGCGGAAGGUCGGUCUCAUUCAAGGACCACCUGGAACUGGCAAGAGCUACACGGGCGUUGCCUUGAUUAAAGUACUUUUGGCAAAUAAAGUCCACGGAAAAGCAAAACUGGGACCCAUAAUAUGCGUUACAUAUACCAACCACGCCCUUGAUCAGUUGCUGGAAGCCCUUUUGGACAAAGGUGUCACCUCGCAAAUCGUUCGUAUCGGUUCUAGGUCUCAGUCGGACAAGCUGGAGCCGUUCAAGCUCAGAACAGUUGCGAAAAAUGUGGACAAAACCAAGAUGGAAAAAUCUGCUCAAUGGAAUAUACAUCGACAGCUUGAAGGAUUUGUGGAAGAAUUCAAUUCAACUGGACUCAAGGGAGACAUUUCCAGAUCGCGCCUAUUACCCUAUCUUUGGAAAAAUCACCUGCAUCACUACAGGCAGCUAUUUGGGACGGACGAGGACGGAUAUAAAACUGUCCAGAGUAAUGAUCCUCACAAGACCAUCAAAGCGUGGCUGGGUAAUGGAAAUGCUCGCAACGAAGAUAUUAGAUCUAUCGAUGAAUUAAAAGACAUCAAUCUUUUCAGCAUGUCUCGAGCCGAGCGACAGGCUUUGCACCAGCACUGGGUCGAUGAAAUCAAUAGAUUCGUACAGGAUAAGCUCAUCCGGUUGGUCUCUUCACACAGUACAGCCAAGAGCGAGUUUGACAAUAUCCGGGAUGAGGUGGAUUUGCGAUGCCUCAAUCAAGCACACGUCAUCGGCCUUACCACUACAGGACUUGCUCGAAAUCUCAAGAUGCUACAACGACUACAGUCAAAAGUUGUGGUAUGUGAGGAAGCCGGAGAGGUCCUGGAAGGUCAUCUACUCACUGCACUGUUGCCAUCAAUCGAGCAUGCCAUUCUCAUCGGAGAUCACCUGCAGUUACGACCGCAAGUUCAGAACUAUGACUUGUCCCGAGAGAAUCGCCGUGGUGGAGAGCAAUACUCACUGGAUGUUUCCUUGUUUGAAAGACUUGUCGAGUCGAAAAAUCCAAUGGGUUCCGGUCUGCCAUUUAGCACGUUGGAAACACAGCGUCGGAUGCACCCAUCCAUCGCCCAAUUGGUCAGAGACACACUGUAUCCACAGCUGAGCGACGAUCCUUCUGUGUCCGAGUACCCUGCAGUUGUGGGCAUGAGAAAGAGACUAUUCUGGCUAGACCACAGAAUACCAGAAGGAGACUCUUCGAAUAAUGAUGCCACGACGACCUCCCACUGGAAUCAAUACGAGAUUGAUAUGACGACUGCUUUGGUCAACCAUCUCGUGCAACAGGGGCAAUACCAAACUGGCGACAUUGCCGUGCUGACUCCAUAUCUCGGCCAGCUUCACAGACUCCGACAAAGACUCAGUCGGUCUUUUGCAAUCACCCUCGGAGAACGUGAUAAGGACGAUCUGGAAAAAGCAGGGUUUGAUGAAGUUGACCAAGGCAAUUCUCAUAUCAGGGCUACAUUGCUGCAAACACUGCGCGUUGCAACCAUCGAUAACUUUCAAGGCGAAGAGGCAAAGGUUGUUGUUAUUUCCUUGGUCAGGAGUAACCCGGAAAACAAGUGUGGCUUUUUGCGCACUUCCAACAGAAUCAAUGUCCUUUUAUCUCGAGCUCAGCACGGGAUGUACAUCAUCGGGAACUCCCAGACCUCGAUUCAUGUCCCUAUGUGGGAAAGUGUCAUUGAUAUCCUGAGACAGAACGAAAACAUCGGGGAUACCCUCGAACUGCAAUGCCCUCGCCACCGAGACACUCCCAUUGCCGUCUCCGACCCGGAUGAUUUCCCCCGGGUUUCUCCUGAAGGAGGCUGUGACUUACGCUGUAUCAACCGGCUGAAAUGUGGUCAUGCCUGCGCGCAAAAAUGUCACUCAGAAAUCCUGCACAACGCGGUUUACUGCCUGGAAGAAUGCCCGAGGCCGCGGAAAGGCUGCGCCCAUCCAUGUCCCAAGAAGUGCGGCGAUCCAUGUCCGCUCAAAUGCCACGUUAACAUCUUCAAUAAGGACAGAUUGCUUGGAUGCGGGCAUCUAGUUCAGAAUCUUCCAUGUUGGCAAGAUCAGGAUCUCUCGACUGUCCGUUGUACUGUUUUCGUCCAGAAGGAUGUCCCUCACUGCCACCACAAAGUCAGUGUUCAAUGUUGUGUUGACGUGGCGUCUUCUAAAUACGAUUGCAAAGCCCAGUGUCGUACUAUUCUGCCGUGCGGUCAUACCUGCAAGAACUUGUGCAUGGACUGUGUGACUAAGACCGAAUCUGGCGAGAUUCGCGUCAAUCACGGUAGCUGUAAACAGAAAUGUGGGCGUAACCAGUCAACUUGUGCCCACGUCUGCAAUACACCAUGCCACGGUCAAGAGCCCUGCCCACCUUGCCAGGCUCCAUGCGAUGUGGAAUGUGGUCAUUCGAAAUGCAUGAAGCAAUGCUGCGACCCAUGCACUCCUUGCGCAGAGGAAAAGUGCCUUUCCGCUUGUCCGCACAGUGCCUGUUCGAUGCCAUGCGCAGCUCCAUGCGACCAUGUUCCCUGUUCCCGACGAUGUCAAAAGACGCUAGAAUGUGGGCAUCAAUGUCCGUCGGUCUGUGGCGAGAAAUGUCCUUCUCAAGCUUAUUGCCAGACAUGCGGAAAUGACGACAUUAAAAACCAUCUAGUUGAUUUCAUUCUCGGAGAAACGUACAACGAAGUUGAUUUAAACCAAACCCCAUGUAUAUUCCCUAGGUGCGGCCACUUCCUCACAGUGGAAAGCAUGGAUGGACAGAUGGACCUCAAGAAACAUUACGAUGUUGAUGUUGAUGGAGUGCCCGUUAGCAUCACGACUGCAUCAGUGCCAUUUUCCAUGGAAGACAUAAAAACAUGUGCAAGCUGUCGUGGACCGUUGCGGGACAUCGCGAGAUAUGGUCGCCUGAUUCGACGUGCUGUUCUGGAUGAGUCGACGAAGAAGUUAAUCUUGUAUCUCAACCGGGAGUAUGUGCCUUUGGCCCAGGAGGUCCCACGUCAUAUUCAACAGCUUCAGGAAGCCAAGAAUGAGAAACGUUUGGAUUGGCCUGCUAAAACCACAAUUGCGCGGUCAAGGGAUGAGCAAAUGGCGGCCAUGAAAGAUAUUAUGAAUCGAGUAUCACCAGGAAGCUGGAAGGCCAUCAUUGAUCUUCGCAAACGAAUUCUCAAAUAUUGCAGCCGUGUCAAACCUGAAGAACAGCCAUUCAACAGAGUCCGGGACAUGGUGGAGAAUGCUCGACGACGCAACAAGACGACAAGCAACUUCGAGUUUGACAAUAAUGUGCUGCAGACGAAAGGAAUUCUCCAAGCGACGGCGCUCAGCAUUCGGCUAGACAUCGCUCUGUUAGCUGAUUUCCUGGCUCUCCGCCAGGAUACUGACCCAAAAAAGGCAAAUAAUAGCAUCGAAAUCAAUUUAGACAAAAAUCGUGAGGAAUGUGAACUGCUCAUCCAGACUGCAGACAGCUCGAGACGCCUACUGCAGCAGACCGAAGGUUUCAUCUUUCUCGCACAGCUUCACGCUCUCGAAAGAUCUCAAUGUCCAUCUCCGGAGAUAGCAGAGAUUCACCUUGAAAAAUGCCACGCCGCUAUUGCCGAAGCCAGGUCCCUUUGCUCUACUUAUCCUGGCCAAACUACAGGACUACCGGACGAGAUUGACGGUGUCGAGAAGAUGCUCGCUGGAUCAACUUUCUACACGGCUGUCACCAACGAAGAACGAAUGGCGGUUAUCCAAGCCAUGGCUCGUGAAUUUCGUGGUACAGGGCAUUGGUAUUACUGUGGUAACGGCCAUCCAUUCACGAUUGGGGAAUGUGGAGGAGCGGUGCAGAGGGCAUCGUGUCCCGAGUGCGGCGCUCCUGUUGGAGGAGCACACCAUGUCACUGCUGAGGGUGUGACUCGCGCUUCAGAAUUUGAGGAUAGUUUCGCGCGGUUGGCUUUGUGAUUCUUGCUGUUUCGAAUUCCAGGGUACGUUUUAUUGGCGAAUGGGGUAUUGGAGCUAUCUGUCGCCACAUCCCUCAAAUAGACCACCUUGGUCAGAAUUAGAUUCCCUUUCUUUGAGGCUCUCAUCUAGUAUUUCUAACAUCUAGCUUGUUCGGGGGGCCGCUGGUUCUCAGGUAGUCCUACAGCAUAAGAUGUCGAUUAUUGCAGUACCUCAAUGCGUUUACUAGGAGCAUGUCUCUACUUUUCUUUUUUGUAAAUAUACUAUCAACAUUUGAGGAAUAAGAUUCUCUACUUGCCUCUACGAUCAAAGACGUUCAUGUAUCCAUUUCUCGGCGGACGGC